This is a messenger RNA of Kwoniella botswanensis, 1587 nucleotides long. Its product is annotated as phosphomevalonate kinase. NCBI's taxonomy places the organism in Eukaryota, Fungi, Basidiomycota, Tremellomycetes, Tremellales, Cryptococcaceae. The record is from RefSeq and is a predicted model, not a curated record. The coding region runs from base 1 to 1587 and encodes 528 amino acids. The transcript is spliced from 5 exons. Gene Ontology annotation, molecular function: phosphomevalonate kinase activity; ATP binding. Gene Ontology annotation, cellular component: peroxisome. Gene Ontology annotation, biological process: ergosterol biosynthetic process; isopentenyl diphosphate biosynthetic process, mevalonate pathway.
AUGGCGACAUCCAAGACGACAACAGUAUCAUCACCCGGCAAGGUACUCCUGGCAGGUGGGUACCUCGUGUUGGACAGGGAGUACUCGGGAAUGGUCGUAGCAACCUCGUCACGCUUUUAUUCGACCGUAACCUCACUCCCUAAAUCAACAUCUCUAAACAAAGUCAUUCUUUCGGUCAGAGCUGGACAGUUUCCCAAGGAGUCGUCGACGUGGACAUAUUCGGUCAGCAUCCAGAUUGACAAACUGGUGAUCAAUCAAAUCAAUGAAGAUGAAGUCGGUAAAAACAAAUUCAUAUCCAUCGCACUGUUCCAGACUCUCUCUUUAGCUUGCGAGAGAAUAGCAACCGAGUCCAGCUCGAAAGGACUAGAUGCUGCGCAUGAGCUGCUCAGGCGGAUCACCAAUGAUGGUAAAUCGGAUGGUUUGGAUAUUGUAGUACUGGCCGACAAUGAUUUCUAUUCCCAACGGGAACAGCUCUCAGCACUGUCAUUACCAACACAGAUACAUUCUUUAUCAUCGCUGCAACCGUUCACCCCUUUACCUCGACCUAUACCGCAGACCAAUAAAACAGGUUUAGGAUCAUCCGCUGCACUCGUAACAUCCCUCGUCGCAUCUCUUCUAUCACACCUCAACAUAGUCACGCUACCGUCUUCAUCUCCUCAAUCCGAUUCCAACCAUGAUCUUCAGCUCGUCCACUCCCUAGCUCAAUUCGCACAUUGUUUGGCACAAGGAAAAGUAGGAUCUGGAUUUGAUGUAUCAUCGGCUGUGUUUGGAACUCAUAUAUAUACACGAUUCUCUCCAUCCGUUCUCUCGCCGUUAAUGGAUCGACCACUAGACUCGAUAACGUUAUCAUCAUCUACACUUCUACCUGUGUUGGAGCCUUCCCAAUGGGAUCAGAGCACCACUGCGUUCAGAUUACCAAAGGGCUUAAGGUUAAUUUUGGCGGACGUGGACGCUGGUACAGAUACUCCCUCUUUCGUUGGUAAGGUGUUGACAUGGCGUAAAGAGAAUCCAGAAGUAGCGAAGAAGCUGUGGGAUGAUCUGGAUAGAGCGAAUAGGCAGAUAGAAAGAUUGUUGACAGAGCUCGUUGCUAGAGAAGGCGAACGUGAUUACGAAGAGACCGUUAGCUGGAUGGCAGAGAGGCAUAUCGAAGAUCACAAGGAAAACCCCACAGCGGUUCUGUUGUAUGAAAUCAGGUUGACUCUCUUCCCCCUACUCCGUAAUCACUACUCUGAUCAUCCACAUCUAAAUUUCGCUAACCAAAUCGCCUUCCAGAUCAUUAGAGAUUUCCAGCGUAAAAUGUCAGAGCUUUCUGGUGUACCCAUUGAGCCACCUGAACAAACUAGAUUAUUGGAUGCUUGCUCAGAAUUGGAAGGUGUCAUCGGAGGUGGUGUGCCAGGUGCCGGUGGUUAUGAUGCUCUCUUCCUUCUAAUCGUCGACACACCCUCGGUCGUCUCGCGCGUCGAUAAGCUUUGGUCGGGGUGGAAGGAGAUGAGCGUAUGUCCCUUGUUGGCCAAGCAGAGUGAUGGGGGUCUCAAGGUGGAAGAGUUGGAUGCUGUGAAAGGUCUGAAAGAGGCUUUGAGUCGAUGA